AUGUUGAACACAACACGUUUUACUCAUUAUCUUCCUACAUUUUCAUUUACGUUUGAAUAUAAUAUUCCAUAUUAUCUUCAACGUCUUCAUAUUCGUGCAAAAUCAGCAUUUAUAUCUCUUCAAGAUAUGCCACGUUAUCCAUUACGAUUUAAUCAAGUUCCAUCACUUUUUUGUGAACCUUUUAUUUUACGUGGUUUUCGUUCUAUUCAUCAACCAUGGUCUUAUUAUUUCAAAUCUUUAUUUCAUAAACAUAAUGAAACAAUUAAUGUUUGGAGUCAUUUAAUAGGAAUUUUAUAUAUGGGACAUUUACUUUUUUAUUAUAAUACAAGAUUAAAUUUUUAUGAAAAUUCACAUUCAUGGCCAUUUGCUGUAGCAUUAUGUACAGCAAUAAUCAUGUUUAUGUGUUCUGCAUUUGCUCAUUUAUUUCAUUCAAAAUCUGAAACAAUUCAUAUGACAUGUUUUUUAAUUGAUUAUAUUGGUGUUAGUCUACAUGGUUUUGGUUCGGGUUUUCUUCAUAUUUAUUAUUCUGCACCACAUUGGUAUUAUGAAAAAAUUGAAUAUCAAUAUGUAUUUGUUCUUCUGAUACUUGGAAUAUUCGCUUGUUUUCUUAAUUGUUUUGCACAAUAUUAUUAUCGUCGACCAUAUCCACCCAUAAAACGUAUUUGUCAAUUUUUUCCAUGUGGACUUUUAUGGAUUUAUACUAUUAUUCCAUUAUGUAUACGUUUAUAUUCAUCAAAUAUUUUAUCAAAUCCAGCAUUAAUAUGUCAUUUAGCACAGAUUAUUUUAUUUCUUAUUGGGGCUACUCUUUUUGGUUUUGAUUUACCUCAACGUUUUUGUCCUGGUGUACUUGAUUUUAUUGGACAAGGUCAUCAUUUAUUUCAUUUAUGUGUUUAUUUUAUUACUAUUUGUCAAAUGCAUGGUGUCUAUUGGGAUUAUGAAGAAUUUCAAAAAAUAAUUGAUCAACGAAGUAAACCCGAAUUAAUAUUUUGUGCUGGUUCAAUGUUUUCUCUCAUAGCAUGGGAUUUUGUUAUUGUUUGUUUUUUUCGACGAAAACUUCAUAAAAAAUAUCAUAUGCAUUAA
This is a messenger RNA of Rotaria sp. Silwood1, 1080 nucleotides long. NCBI's taxonomy places the organism in Eukaryota, Metazoa, Rotifera, Eurotatoria, Philodinida, Philodinidae. The record is from the annotation of a GenBank genome assembly.